Molecule: messenger RNA, 1689 nt
Organism: Chara braunii
Lineage: Eukaryota; Viridiplantae; Streptophyta; Charophyceae; Charales; Characeae
Source: the annotation of a GenBank genome assembly
GGAGGAUGAUAUCAAGCGUUGCAGAAUAAUUGCCACGUGUAAGAAGACUUUCAUUCCUGUAGACGGAGGGGAGGGGAGGGGAGGGAGGAGAGGAGAGGGUGAAUCUGUUCAGCAACCACGUCGAGAUGGACGGCAAACGGAGAAGGAUAAAAUCGAUCGGCAUGGAAGAUGACGUGGACGAGAAGACGGUGCUUGAUUUCCACACGGCCUUCAAAGGCAGUUUGUUCGAGAAGUGCCACGUGUCCCCUCUGCAAUUGGCUGUGCUGGACACGUGUCCGUUCACCGAUAUCGCCCUAGCGUUCUUCCGCUUUCUUUCUACGCCAUGGAGAAUCCGAUACAUGAGAUUUGACCCUAAAGGCUUCGCCAAUCUAUUUGGAUUAUGGUAUUGCAGAUUUCGCUGUGGACCACAGGCCGUAGGAUUGCAAGAAGAAGCCCGUCCGAUCGAGCCGCAGGUCACGGUGCUCGCCCAGCUCCCGGAGGAAGAAGCUGGUACGAUCGCACAGGACCUGGUCCACAACUUCGUGGCCGAGUUCCUAGGCGACCGUGCUCCUGGUCAUCGUUAUCAUGGCAACCCGCAUCGUUGUUAUAAUUCUGAUUCUGUUUGCGCCACAUUUCCAGGGAGCAAUGAGUGCAAAAAAGAGUUACUGCAACAAUUAGUGGACCGCGACGGCUCCCCGCUGCCCGGCCAGGUCUAUUGUUUUGCUAAUCUUCUUUUACGCUAUUCCGUUUCGCUCAAAGCUUUUGCCUGGAAGCUAGGUUUUCGCCGCUAUGGUCGGAACGCUCUCCGUGAGAACGAUGAAGCUCUGGCCCAUCGAAUGUUUGAGCGUGCCCAGGGCCCUCAAAGACUCAUCCACUUGAUUCGGGAUCCCGUCAGAAUCUACAUCGUCGAUUACGAUCUCAUCAGCUUGGACGGCCAGCAUCUCCCCCUCAGGAUAUGGCUGUGGGAACGUAUAACUCCCCCUUUUGAAUCGAAACAGUGGUUCGCAGGCAUUCAUGAGCGAGACACGGGAAAGCUUCUUGCCCAAACCUGUGGGUAUACUCAUUAUACAGAUGUUACGAUACUUUCCGAAUUAGGAAAGCAUAUGGAGGAAAAGUACAAGCCACAUGGUGACAUCCCCACAUCUCUGAGAAGAUGCUGGAGCUUUGGGGGUGGCAUGAAGUGGGUUUUCCGACAAGGCGGGCUCUUCCUUGAUGAGGCUCUCGAUCGAGAAGCACAAGAAGGAGGAGGAGGAGGAGGAGAAGGAGGCGAAGAAGAAGAAGAAGAAGAAGAAAAAGAAGAAGAAGAAGAAGAAGAAGUAGAAGAAGAAGACGAGGGAGGAGGAGGAGGAGGAGGAGGAGGCGGCUAGAAGAAGAAGAAGAAGANGGAGGAGGAGGAGGAGGAGGAGGAGGAGGAGGAGGAGGAGGAAGCGGAGGAGGCGGCAAAGAAGAAGAAGAAGAUGAAGGAGGAGGCGGAGGAGGAGAAGGAGGGGGAGGAGGAAAAGAAACUGGAAAGGGUGGGUUUAAGGAAUCGGAUGACAAGGAGUAUAUCAGACAGAGCAUGCCCCUUUUCUCGGGAGGAGGUUCGGUAGGCCUGCAGUUGACAAACCCUCCGCGGUACGUUGAGUUCCUUGGCCGUUCCGAGCUCGAGCAGUUGAUUCCUCUUGCCGCUUCUUUGAUUGGACUCGACAGCCGCGAUGGUCUCGAGUUCGA